AACAAUAACAAUAACAAUAACAAUAACAAUAACAAUAACAAUAACAAUAACAAUAACAAUAACAAUAACAAUAACAAUAACAAUAACAAUAACAAUAACAAUAACAAUAACAAUAACAAUAACAAUAACAAUAACAAUAACAAUAACAAUAACAAUAACAAUAACAAUAACAAUAACAAUAACAAUAACAAAAAUAACAAUAACAAUAACAAUAACAAUAACAAUAACAAUAACAAUAACAAUAACAAUAACAAUAACAAUAACAAUAACAAUAACAAUAACAAUAACAAUAACAAUAACAAUAACAAUAACAAUAACAAUAACAAUAACAAUAACAAUAACAAUAACAAUAACAAUAACAAUAACAAUAACAAUAACAAUAACAAUAACAAUAACAAUAACAAUAACAAUAACAAUAACAAUAACAAUAACAAUAACAAUAACAAUAACAAUAACAAUAACAAUAACAAUAACAAUAACAAUAACAAUAACAAUAACAAUAACAAUAACAAUGACAAUAACAAUAACAAUAACAAUAACAAUAACAAUAACAAUAACAAUAACAAUAACAAUAACAAUAACAAUAACAAUAACAAUAACAAUAACAAUAACAAUAACAAUAACAAUAACAAUAACAAUAACAAUAACAAUAACAAUAACAAUAACAAUAACAAUAACAAUAACAAUAACAAUAACAAUAACAAUAACAAUAACAAUAACAAUAACAAUAACAAUAACAAUAACAAUAAUAAUAACAAUAACAAUAACAAUAACAAUAACAAUAACAAUAACAAUAACAAUAACAAUAACAAUAACAAUAACAAUAACAAUAACAAUAACAAUAACAAUAACAAUAACAAUAACAAUAACAAUAACAAUAACAAUAACAAUAACAAUAACAAUAACAAUAACAAUAACAAUAACAAUAACAAUAACAAU
Molecule: messenger RNA, 939 nt
Organism: Wyeomyia smithii (pitcher-plant mosquito)
Lineage: Eukaryota; Metazoa; Arthropoda; Insecta; Diptera; Culicidae
Product: GATA zinc finger domain-containing protein 14-like
Exons: 2
Source: RefSeq, a predicted model, not a curated record